Leucoraja erinaceus (little skate) is the source of this 1622-nucleotide messenger RNA. It is a transcript of the gene ap1ar, whose product is annotated as adaptor related protein complex 1 associated regulatory protein. The transcript is spliced from 10 exons. Lineage: Eukaryota; Metazoa; Chordata; Chondrichthyes; Rajiformes; Rajidae. The coding region runs from base 218 to 1180 and encodes 320 amino acids. Gene Ontology annotation, biological process: negative regulation of cell motility; negative regulation of substrate adhesion-dependent cell spreading; regulation of Arp2/3 complex-mediated actin nucleation. Gene Ontology annotation, molecular function: AP-1 adaptor complex binding. The record is from RefSeq and is a predicted model, not a curated record.
GGAACGUGGCCCGGGCCGGGCCUGCCGGAAGACGGCGCGUGAGCCAGUGAUGGGCAGGCGCGUGCGGGAGUCCCGGGGAUUGUGCUGCUGGUGUUGUUGUUGUUGCUGUUGCUGCUGGUGGAGGAGCUACUGCUACUGUUGCAACCCCCACCACUAUCCGCCCGCCUCUGCAUCUCAUGCCCCGCUCUUAUAGCCCCCGGGAGCAUGGGCUUGUCCUAUGGACCCGGGCUUGCUCUUCACUUUAGCCCUGUGUCUUGUUGGUGACCGAAGAGCAUGUGCCAUGGGCAACUGCUGGGUUCGGUGCAUGCGGUUGUUCAGGAAGGAGGCCAACAGAAUCCAGCGGGGCGGAGGAUCAAAGUAUUUUAGAACAACUUCUGGUGGAGAGCACUUUACUAUAGAGUUUGAGAAUUUGGUGGAGAGUGAUGAGACUGAAAGUCCAGGGUCCAACCAGAGACCAAUCAAUGAAGAUGAAGUUCAAAUCCUUCACAGUAGACAGUAUGAAACACUUACUCAGAAGCAAGUGGCAGUGGAUACACAGCUCCAGACUGAGUUAGCUGCACAAGAGGAACAGUUAAGGAUAGACGAAGAAGCAUUUUACGCUGCACAGCGUGAAGCAGCCAGGGCAGCAAUGCAGAAAAAGCUUUUGGAGCAACAGAGGCUACACAAGAUGAAGCAAAGGACCCAGCCCGCUGCAACUCCUGAUCAGCAAAAAGGUGAAGCAGGGGAAGAAGACUUUGAAUCAUAUUUGCAUCACACAAAAUCUCAAUCUGAAGCAUUCAGGAAUCAACACAGAGUCUUGGCUGAGCCUGCGCUUCUAACGCCAAACACUGAGAGCAGCUGUGACCUAACGACAAAAACCAAAUCAACGAAUGAUGACAGUACAUCACUGGACCUCGAGUGGGAAGAUGAAGAAGGAAUUAACAGAAUGAUUCCAAUGAGAGAGCGUUCUCGAACCGAGGAAGAUAUUCUCCAAGCAGCCAUGAGGCACAGCAGUUGUCGACCUGGGAGCAACCCCUUGUCUGCAUCGGAUGAUUCAACUGGGCUAGAAUGGGAAAAUGAUUUUGUCAGUGCUGUGAUGGAUGAUAAUGGGAAUUCUGAAUAUGCUGGUUUUGUGAACCCUGUUCUAGAACUUUCUCCUAGUGAUGUGAAAAUUACAGAUGGCAAUCAGCAAGAUAGAUAGUGCUCUUGCCUGGUAACAUGGGCUGGUUUAAACCAAUCUUUUAUGAUGCUCUAAAAAUGUUUUUCAACUUUCGUGGGACUUCUAUUUUUGUUGACUGGUCUGACUCGCCAUGGAGUACAAAACAACGCAACUGCUUUGUAUUGUGCUAGCACGUACAACUUAUAAUUAAGUGCAAUUCUUGUGAACUUUCAGUUUGUGAAUGAAAUUUUUAAGCCAUUACCUUGGGUGUUGAUUAAAGUGUGUUGUAAAGGGAAAAUGUGACGAAGUUUGAUUGAAACGUUAUAGCAACAUGAGGCUUGUUGGUAGGUAUUCAUUGUUAUGAGUCAUUGCUGCUGUAGUUUUAAAAGGAGUAAUAACAAAAUUAGUGAGCACACUGGAUAAGUGCACCAUUUUAUUGAUCAAGUAUGGCAACUACUGUAAUGAAAAUUGUUAUUUUACAGAA